Messenger RNA from Schistocerca americana (American grasshopper), 336 nucleotides. RefSeq lists its product as uncharacterized. The coding region runs from base 1 to 336 and encodes 111 amino acids. The record is from RefSeq and is a predicted model, not a curated record. The transcript has a single exon. NCBI's taxonomy places the organism in Eukaryota, Metazoa, Arthropoda, Insecta, Orthoptera, Acrididae.
AUGUCGGCUCUCAAGAAGGGACUUAAAUAUGCACCAUCGCCGCAGAGUAUGCCUUUUGCUGACUCAGUAUGUGGUGUGGAACGAGCAGCUCACAAGAUGCCCAGUGAAAUUGCAGAAGAAAUUCGCCGAGAAACGAGCCGCAUUCUUCCUAAAUCCAAGCAGCCGACUUCAAACAUGACAAGAGCUGACGAUUAUCUUCGGGAACUUCUCAACGACCCACACCUCGUAGUCCUUCCAGCUGACAAGGGAAAUGCAGCCGUCAUUACGGAACGAGCCGACUACAGUGCGAAGAUUCGGUUGAUGCUGGAGGAGAAGACAUAUAAAAAACUGUCAUAG